CCUCCCUCCCCUCGUGGUUGCAAGCUUCACGAUCACCUAACGCUUAUCCUUCCCUGCGUUUGCGUUACACGAUCACUUCGCCAUGACCAACCGCGCUCUGGAUCUUAACCCGCCCAACGCGACCCUCCACAUUACCACCAAUGCCUCGGAUUGGCUCUGGGCGGCCUUCGCCGUCAUGGCAUUCUCCUUGUGCUGCAUGAUCCUCCUUGACUUCUUGCAACCCAGGGGUGCCCGUCUCUUCCACCAGAUCGCCAUCGUCAGCCUGGCUACCUUUACCAUCGGUUAUUUCUCUAUGGCUUCUGACCUUGGUGCUACACCCAUCGCUGUUGAGUUCCGUGGCCGUGGCAGUGACCCCACUCGUCAGAUCUGGUAUGUCCGCUACAUCCAGUGGAUUAUUACCGGUCCCUUGGGUCUGCUUGAAGUGCUGCUUAUCACCGGUCUGUCCCCCUCGGACAUCUUGACCACUCUCUUCAUGUCCGUCGUCACCGUCGUCUGCGGCCUCGUCGGUGCCCUCGUACACAGCACCUACAAGUGGGGUUACUACGUUUUCGGUUGUGCCGCACUCUUCUACAUCUGGUACUCCCUCCUCUUGCAAGGCUCGACUUCGACCUUCCGGGCUGGCGGUGUCCUGCGUACCGGCUAUCUGCGUUCUGCGGGCUUCCUCGCAUUUAUGCUUAUCACGUACCCCAUCUGCUGGGCGUGCUCCGAGGGCGGCAACGUCAUCUCUAACUCGUCCGAGAUGAUCUGGUACGGUAUUCUGGACAUCCUCGCCGGCCCAAUUUUCCUCUUCCUCUUCGUCUUCCACCUCCGUAACGUCGACGUCUCGACGCUCGGCCUCAGCACGUGGAGGUACACCGAGACCAAGGCGGAGACCAAGACAGAGAACAGCGCUUGAGGGAGGAUUGCGUCCUGUUGCGCGCUGCUGUUUCUCUCGCGAAAAGGAAAGAUGACGACCAGUUUAACCUGAUGUGAUCUGCUGCUAUGACCCCCUUAUGCAUACCCUUUUCCAUACCCUUUCCGUCCUUGUAGCUAGAGCAACUUAAUAUCUUCCUUUCGAUACUGACCGUUUUCAUCCUGUUACCUUCAUGACCCCGUUUGCGUUCGUACUUCACGUCACUGAUCCCUUGUACUACUUUGUAUUACUAGUCCCUUCAUUUUGUCUUGUUAUGCUGCCGAUGGGCACCCUUGUUGUAACAUACACGUAUGUAAUACACAAUUCGCUCGCUUCUCAA
Molecule: messenger RNA, 1232 nt
Organism: Postia placenta MAD-698-R-SB12
Lineage: Eukaryota; Fungi; Basidiomycota; Agaricomycetes; Polyporales; Adustoporiaceae
Exons: 4
Coding region: 83-895 (270 amino acids)
Cellular component (GO): endoplasmic reticulum; plasma membrane
Source: RefSeq, a predicted model, not a curated record